Molecule: messenger RNA, 1896 nt
Organism: Anneissia japonica
Lineage: Eukaryota; Metazoa; Echinodermata; Crinoidea; Comatulida; Comatulidae
Product: proliferation-associated protein 2G4-like
Exons: 10
Coding region: 53-1237 (394 amino acids)
Source: RefSeq, a predicted model, not a curated record
AGCACGUGGACUUUUCAACAAUCAUCUUCCAUUUUAUCGCGGAACCACGAACAUGGCGGACUCAGGAUCUAGUAGCGGUGAAGAUGAGGAGAACACAAUCGCCGCGGAUUUGGUUGUUACAAAAUAUAAAUUAGCAGCAGGCAUGGUUAACGCUGUUCUUAAACAUGUAAUGGAAAAAUGUGUAGAAGGUGCCAUUGUUCUAGAGUUAUGUAAGGAAGCAGACAAACUGCUGUUGGAAAAAACAGGCAGUGUUUAUAAAAAAGACAAGGAGAUAAAGAAAGGUAUUGCAUUUCCUGUCUGUAUAUCUGUCAAUAACUGUAUUUGCCAUUAUUCUCCUCUUGAAAGUGAAGCACCAUUGAGCCUUAAAACAGGAGAUGUCGUCAAAAUCGAUUUGGGUGCCCAUGUAGAUGGAAUGAUUGCUACCGUGGCUCACACAUUGGUAGUUGGUUCGUCCCUCGAAAAUAAGAUCACUGGUCGUAAAGCAGAUGUGAUUAAAGCAGCGUACUAUUGCUCAGAAGCGGCACAGCGCAUGGUUAAACCAGGAAAUAAGAAUAGUGACGUUACUAGUGUAGUUGACAAGAUCGCAGAGGCAUUCAAAUGCAAGCCAGUGGAAGGAAUGUUGUCACACCAGUUGAAAAAGAAUGUCAUCGAUGGAGAAAAGUCCAUCAUAAUCAACCCAACCGACCAGCAAAGGAAAGAUCACAAAGAGUGUGAAUUUCAAGUACAUGAUGUGUACGCUGUGGAUGUCCUAGUCAGCACAGGUGAAGGCAAAACUAGAGAGGGCGAUGUUAAGACUUCCAUCUAUAAGGUCACAGGUGAAACAUACUCACUGAAAUCGAGUACAUCAAGGCAGUUAUUUGCCAUGUUUGACAAAAACAUGCCUACUUGUCUAAGGCAGUAUGAGCAGGGAGAAUCCAAAGCUAGGCUAGGGGUCGUAGAAUGUGUGACGCACAACCUGCUGCAGCCAUAUCCUGUACUCUUUGAAAAACCAGGCGAGUUUGUUGCCCAGUUUAAAUUUACCACACUUCUGAUGCCAAACGCACCGAUUCGCAUCACAAACGGAGACCUGAAACCAGAGGUUUAUGAGUCUGAGUACUCUAUACAGGAUGAAGAGAUCAAAGCUAUUCUUUCGGUAUCAACUAGUCGAAAGGCUGCAAAGAAGAAGAAGAAAAAGGCCGCCAGCAAAGCUGCUGAAGCAGCCGAAGACCCAGAACCACCUCAAUUAGUGCAGAGUUAGAGGCUUGAGCAACUUUUGUAGUACUGCAACAACUCCUCAUCCUCCAUGGCCUGACUUAGAGCCUAGCAAUGUAGCGGGUCACAUUGUCUACAGCUGAGCAAAUUCAUAAAUGAGACUUUUUAGAGCAAGGCAAUCUUUGUCAUUUUAUUUCGCUUUUCUGGUCUUGUCCCUGUGUGCCAAUUUGAUGAUAGAUGAAACGAUGAUUUUAAUUUAUUUAUGCAACAUAGAAAAAUGUUUGAUUCAUACAAACCUUAAAGUAAGAAUUAACUUGUUGUUUUAAAUAGGAAUUUUAGAAAUCCCUUUGUUUGUAUUUGUGUUAAUAUUAGGCACAUCUUAAACAAUUUUAUGAUAAAAAAAGAAUUUUGUCCCAGAAAAAAAACAUCCAGUUUUAAAUGUAAAAUCAUACAUAGAAAUGUCAAUGGCAAAGUAGCUUAGUUUCAUGUGGUAGACAUUUUAAUUCUGAGUGAAUAUGGGUCCAAAUGAAUUUAUAUUUUUAAGUACCAAAGGGAAAACUUAAACCUGGUCAAGUAUAUUUUCAAGAAACUGCACUGAAGCUUAGUACUGUAUCACUGUUGGAGGUGUUUGAGGAGUGUGGUGAUAUGAUGUAAGGACUGCUCUGGAAUGAAAAGCCACUUUAAAAUAAAGGCUAUUGUCAUUUA